AUGCCCAUCCCUGUGUGGGAGCACCUGUCAUACAUUGUCAGUAGUGGUAUGCCAGUCCCUGUGUGGGAGCACCUGUCAUACAUCGUCAGUAGUGGUAUGCCAGUCCCUGUGUGGGAGCACCUGUCAUACAUUGUCAGUAGUGGUAUGCCAGUCCCUGUGUGGGAGCCUCUGUCAUACAUUGUCAGUAGUGGUAUGCCAGUCCCUGUGUGGGAGCCUCUGUCAUACAUUGUCAGUAGUGGUAUGCCAGUUCCAGUGUGGGAGCCUCUGUCAUACAUUGUCAGUAGUGGUAUGCCCAUCCCUGUGUGGGAGCACCUGUCAUACGCUGUCAGUAGUGGUAAGCCAGUCCCUGUGUGUGAGCAUCUGUCAUACAUUGUCAGUAGUGGUAUGCCAGUCCCUGUGUGGGAGCACCUGUCAUACAUUGUCAGUAGUUGUAUGCCAUUCCCUGUGUGGGAGCAUCUGUCAUACAUUGUCAGUAGUAGUAUGCCAGUCCCUGUGUGGGAGCACCUGUCAUACAUUGUCAGUAGUGGUAUAUCAGUCCCUGUGUGGGAGCACCUGUCAUACAUUGUCAGUAGUGGUAUGCCAGUCCCUGUGUGGGAGCACCUGUCAUACAUUGUCAGUAGUGGUAUGCCAGUCCCUGUGUGGGAGCACCUGUCAUACAUUGUCAGUAGUGGUAUGCCAGUCCCUGGUUUUCAUGGAGAGCUGUCUACAAACCUGACAGAACCCGAAGAUCAGUUUUACACAUCUCGAGAUAAUCUAUGGCACCAGGAGAUAAGCAUCAAUGGAAGAACCCUCCUUAUUCAGGGAAUGAAGGAAGAUAGAACUUUUGUGAAUCUUACGAGGAAAGCAGGCUCACUUCUGUCCUUCAUGUUUACAGUGGAAGAUAUCAUCGACCUCCACAACCAUGUCAUGUCCCGAAUGAAGAGGCAGGACCAGUGGGGGGAGCAUUUGAAGUCGGAAUCAGAACGUCUGCUUCAGGAAGCAGGGGAGAAUGAUGACAUGAUGUUUGUGAAUGUGACGGACGUAUAUCGACAUCUUCCUCACAAAUUGCUAUCAUGUCAUCAGUGGUUGUACGCUCAUGCUGAAGCCAGGUUUGUCCUGAAGACGGAUGACGACUGCUUCGUGGACUUGGUCAAAAUAACUGACGACGUUCACACACUGACCUCUGUCCAGAAACUGUGGUGGGGCCAAUUCCGGGAUGAGUGGCUGGUGGAGAGACAUGGGAAGUGGAAGGAGAGGAUCUUCCCAUCAUCCAUCUACCCAAGGUUUGCCUGUGGGUCUGGGAACAUCGUCUCCCGGGACAUUCAUACCUGGAUUGCAGACAACUCGAAACAGCUGUACCAUUACCAGGGAGAAGAUGUUUCUCUGGGUAUUUGGCUUGCAGCAGUCGGGCCACACUAUCAGCAGGCUUCAGCAUGGCAGUGUUCCAAGGAGUGUGAGGAGGGUUCCUAUGUACUCCCGGAACUGAGUGUGGAGAAGAUACGGCUCUACUGGGACAGGAAGCAGCAGUGUGGAGAUCCUUGUGUAACGUGUAACUUAGGAACAGGGGAGACAACGCUAGACUAGUCUUAGAUGUUCCUAUGUACUGCCAGAACUGAGUGUGGAGGAGAUACAGCUCUACUGGGACAGGAAGCAGCCGUGUGGAGAUCCCUGUGUGACAUGUAACUAAGGAACAUGGGAGACAACUCUAGACUAAUCUAUAGAUGUUCCUAUGUACUGCUGGUACUGAGUGUGGAGGAGAUACGGCUCUACUGGGACAGGAAGCAGCAGUGUGAAGUGUGGAGAUCCCUGUGUGACAUGUAACUUAGGAACACGGGAGACAACUCCAGAUUAAUCUAUAGAUGUUCCUAUGUACUGCUGGAACUGAGUGUGGAGAAGAUACGGCUCUACUGGGACUGGAAGCAGCAGUGUGAAGAUCCCUGUGUGACAUGUAACUUAGGAACACGGGAGACAACUCUAGACUAGUCUUAGAUGUUCCUAUGUACUGCCAGAACUGAGUGUGGAGGAGAUACAGCUCUACUGGGACAGGAAGCAGCAGUGUGAAGAUCCCUGUGUGACAUGUAACUUAGGAACACGGGAGACAACUCCAGACUAAUCUAUAGAUGUUCCUAUGUACUGCUGGAACUGAGUGUGGAGAAGAUACGGCUCUACUGGGACAGGAAGCAGCAGUGUGAAGAUCCCUGUGUGACAUGUAACUUAGGAACACGGGAGACAACUCUAGACUAGUCUUAGAUGUUCCUAUGUACUGCCAGAACUGAGUGUGGAGGAGAUACAGCUCUACUGGGACAGGAUGCAGCAGUGUGGAGUGUGGAGAUCCCUGUGUGACGUGUAACUUAGGAACACGGGAGACAACUCCAGACUAAUCUAUAGAUGUUCCUAUGUACUGCUGGAACUGAGUGUGGAGAAGAUACGGCUCUACUGGGACAGGAAGCAGCCGUGUGGAGUGUUGAGAUCCCUGUGUGACUUAGGUACAGGGGAGACAACUCUAGACUAGUCUUAGAUGUUCCCAUGUACUGCUGGAACUGAGUGUGGAGGAGAUACAGGACAGGAACCAACAGUGUGGAGAACUUGUCGCUUAGGAACAGGGGAGACAACUAUCUACUUUCUUAGUGGUGCUCCUGAUGAGGAUGAUUGAUCAAGGAAAAAUCAAAAGUGCUUACACUACAGACUGUUGGCUGACCUUGUAUCAUUAUGACCCAGUUUUCGGGACCAGUGCUCUCACAAUAAGAUGCUGGUUAGUCGACAAAAUGUCACAAUACAGACUGAGGUGACACAGCAGAUAUAUGGCGGACUUUGAUGUAAAACUCUCUCAACAACAGAUUAUGUGAGGAAGUGCUCAAAAUUGUGUGCCCCUUGAUUCUGAGUGAGAAUAGGUCCUCACUACCAAAUGCCUCAGUUUGGCAUGCACUUGGGUGACAGGGAGUCAUCGUACACAAAAGCCAUGGUUAGCCAGAAUAUCGCUGACUGUGACAUAGUACCUACAUUGAUUGUAAUUAUACAAACAGAAAAAAGUAAUUGUGCUUCAUAUAAAGUGGUGUAAAUGUUAUGUUAUUGAAAAUAACAUCAUAAAAUUUGGUCAUUCGUCUGAUCAAUGCUUUAUCAUAACAAAUUUAUUGACAUAGGAGACAGAGCGAGACCACCUACAAGAGCGAUGGUGUAACAACUCAAUUAACAAUGUCACUUUCAGGUGUGACCAUUUUUUGGGGUGAUACAGGCAACUCACCCCCAAACUGACAACAUUGAAUUAUGCAAGCAUGGCUAAAGGUAUCUCCUGGACACCUAUGGACCCUUGCACGGCCAUGAGAGUUGUCCAGAUGAAACCUGGACUCAUCUGCAUACUUGAUAUCAUCCCAGAUUUGUCUUCUGAACCUCAGAUGCUGUCAACACUAACCUAGGUGUGCCUGCAGUGACGUGGAAGCAGAAUUGGGCGUAUCGCUGGACGUUGGGGAUGAAAUUGCGAAACAGAGUCGAGGAGAUGUCUUCAAGAAUAUAUACGGAAAGAUGCAUUACUUAAUUUCAUUGAACUUAAUAUGAAGCAGUUACUUUUUUCUGUUGAUAUAUUAAUGGUUGUAAACACAUAGGCUCCACACAAGCACCAUCUGUCACAAGUGAUUCAUACAAAGGCACUUUCAAUAUUUUAUUCCCGCAUAAAAACACUACAUAUAAUUCUGUAAAAAGGCAACCACACAUCAAACAUACAUAUAACUCUGUAACCAUGAUAACAAGUUAACAUCCAAUGUCUUCUUGACUUCACCCAAAAUUUGUAAUUAUGAUUACAGCUGUUUCCUUUACCAAAUGUUUACCUGUACCAAAUUAUUAUUGAAUCUGAUGUGAACAUUGCCAUGAACACACUAUCAUUCUUAUAUAUAUAUAUAAAUAUAUUAUGAAUUACAUAUAUGAUGCAAAAAAAUCAACCAAGAGGCAUGCUACAACAAAACCCAGGGUGAAACAUGUUAAAUACUAGCUUAAAAGGGAGAUUUGUUAUAUAUACUCAACACAUCAAGUUAAGGGUCACUAGUAGUUUCGUAAACUGAUAUGCAUGGGUGGAUACUGCGGGUAUGUGCACCCCCCCCCUUUUUAUUUCGAAAAAAAUCUUUAUUUCUGUAUAAAUUACCACCAAAGACAAUAAAUAGAUCUUAAUUGUGCAACCCCCCCCCCCCCCCUUUUCAAAAAAGCUGUAUCCGCCGAUGAUAUGGAUGUAGUGUCAUGCAUGACAUUAUGAUAUUGCAAUUCUAUCAAGAAUAAUAUGCUGAUUGAAGUUGAACAAUGCCAACCUUAUCAUUUUUCAUGCAGUCACAGUAUCACUGUUAAUGGCAUUUUAACAACUGAAAGACAGUAGGUUUAGUGGAAGCUAGGUCAUCUCAAGUGGAAAGCCAAUCUGUUGCAGUCUGAUCAUUGAUAUGUCAUUUCUGUCUUUUUCAAUGGCUUCAAAGUAAUUUUGUAACCAUUUCAACCUCAAUAAAACAUUCAUUGCUCCAAAAUAUAGUGACAGGUUGCCCUAACUCAUUUUAUUUUUGACGUACUCUAUUUUCGAAAGUUAAGAUGGCAUUGCUGAUAUUUCGAGGGAUGAGUGAAUGAAAACUCAAAUUCUGCUUCAUUCCAGUAGGUGAUGUCUUCAACAAUAGAAUUCAGCUACAUUCCGAAAGAAAACAAAUCCUUGAUAAAAGGCUUCUGAGUGACGUUACCUAUUGUCGAACACCUGAUUGGUUGGUACUGUAGCAGGGUUUUCGUGAAUGAACAGAUGGGUUUCGGUGCAUAGUUCUCAACAUAACUCUUGCAGGUCAGCAUUAAAACUUAAAAAAUAAUUGAAAGUUUGAAACCGAUAUACAAAAUAUGAAUAUAAAAUAUGAAUAUUUGUCAAAUUAGAGUGUUCACACUAAUUUACUCUUCCUGUUCAUCAUACACGGACACCAAAACUCUGAAUGACAACGGACAAGUGUACAGUACUUCACAUGAACUCAGUGUUGACAGGCUGAAAGCCUGCAUUCUCCAGUUGCCAGCUUUAAUGACGUCAUACCUCUCGUUAUAAUGCGACAAAUCAAUAUCAUAUACGGCUGUUCGAAAAUAGGUGUCAUUCGGAAAUUUGGUGCUCGAUGUUAUAUAUUGUGCCAAAUAAGUUAGGCCAACCUGUCACCAUCACUAUAUUUUGGAGCAAUGAAUGCUUUAAAUAUAUGGUCCACCAGUAUAGUAGGUGCUUGCUAUGUCAAGUUGGUUUAAUACAUGUCAUGUUUUUUUUUUAUCUCAGAAUAGAUCAUUUGGAACCUACAUAAGUUGUAAGCCAGAGGUUUCAAAUGUUAAAAUUUCUCCAUUUGAAAUACUCAAUUACGCUCACAUAUCUGAAAACACAUGUUGAUCUACAGUGUAGUAAUAAUUACACAGAAUUUCCUAAUCAUAAAUUUAUAAGAAUAAAAAUUGUAUUAUGCAGGCAUAAUAAUCAUUUUAUGAACGUUCAUACUCAAACUGAAAGUCAAUUCUUAAAUGUAAAUUCUCUAAAUGGAUACAAUGGGAAAGGUACCUGUUUUCUUCAGUUUUGAAGAAUAUGCAUAACAUGAUACA
Molecule: messenger RNA, 5553 nt
Organism: Haliotis rufescens (red abalone)
Lineage: Eukaryota; Metazoa; Mollusca; Gastropoda; Lepetellida; Haliotidae
Product: UDP-GalNAc:beta-1,3-N-acetylgalactosaminyltransferase 2-like
Exons: 8
Coding region: 1-1563 (520 amino acids)
Cellular component (GO): membrane
Molecular function (GO): hexosyltransferase activity
Source: RefSeq, a predicted model, not a curated record